This is a messenger RNA of Acanthoscelides obtectus, 961 nucleotides long. NCBI's taxonomy places the organism in Eukaryota, Metazoa, Arthropoda, Insecta, Coleoptera, Chrysomelidae. The record is from the annotation of a GenBank genome assembly.
UUGUGUCGAAAUAUUUAAAUAUUUUAGCUUUUCCAAUAUGGCUGGUAAUGAGGCUGGAUAUGGUGCUAUUGUCAGAAAUAGAGAUUUGAUUGAUGUGUGGAUAGAAGCACCGAGAGGAAAUAGAAAACAGGUGGUUUAUGAAAAGAUAUUAUCUCUUAUUGAUAUAACAGAUGAACCUUCUAAACAUCUUAAAAGUAAUAUUAUGAAAUGCAGCCAGUUGUUUGGGUUGAAAAUGGCAAAUAAAUGGCAGAAAGUAGGACAAUCUCGGAAUCGACUUUUACAAAAUCAGGUAUAUUGGUUAGACAAGAUUAUAUAUAGAAUAAAUAAUGAUUCUGAAGAAAACACAUCUUCGGAUGAGGAACAAGAACCUCCUUGUCGCUCAGUUGGACGGCCACGGGUGCCAUUUGAAGAGGCAUCGAAGAAAACAAAACGAAGACGUGUAGCCGAACUAACCACAGACAGAUCUGCAAAUGAACUUCAAUUUGCUGUAAAUGUCGUUUCUGGAAGCAAUCACAGUGAGGUCUCGCCACAAAUUUUUAGUUUUAGUACAGCUGAAGCUUUAGCCCUUAUGGUAGAUUUGGAUAUAUCCGUAAGAAAGUAUUUGCUACUUAGGUCUGUUAUUAAUGAAGUUGAUUUGCAAGAACUUCUACAGAAAACAGCUGAAAGUAUCCUUGAAAUAAUAAAUUUUGAAGAGAGAGAUUGCCGGAUUAAAGUGAUAUGCAAGUGGGGAUUUGAUGGCAGUUCUGGGCAUAGCCAAUAUAAGCAGAAAUUUUCUGAUUUAGAAAACACCGACGAAUUUCUGUUUCUUGUAGCAAUGACGCCACUCAGAUUGAUUGAUAUGGAAACGAAUAAGGUAUUGUGGAAAAAUGAGAGCCCUUCAUCUACUUUAUAUUGUAGGCCGAUCAAGUUUUUAUUUAAAAAGGAAAAUGCUGAUUUAGUGCGGAAUACGGAUUCCUAUUGA